CUAAGCUCAGAAGACAUAAUAGAAGAACCAGCUUCUAGGCAAUUACCUUCUGAGUUUGAAAUCAAUGAAGAGAAGCCUUCAAAAGUUGAACCUACAGAUGUUAGCGACUGUGAUUUAGAAAGAUCAGAAUUAAAUGAAUGUGAGGGAAUUCUGAGGAAGCUCUCAUUGUUGAUUUGGAAAACUCUGUCAAAAUCGAACAUGGUAAGCUUACUGAAAGACUUUGUUGAGUCUGAAUUCUUUUUGAUUGAUGGAGAUUCCUUAUUCAUCACUUGUGUUUCCAAUGUGAACUUCAAGAAAGGACAAACUCUUCACUUCUUCUAUAUUGUGGAACAAUUUCUGCAUGAUUUCAUUCAAAAGGAAGCCAAGUUUGUAAUAGUUUUUUUUAAGGAUGCAGAAAAUAUGUAUUUUAGUUACCCUGAACUUCAGGCCCUUCGUAUGAUAUUGAUUCAACAUUUAGAACACAAUACUGACGUCACUAUUCAUACAGAAUUUUCCAAUUGUCUGUCACCAGAAUGGGAGAUAUUUCUUCAACAAUGUUACCCAUAUUUCCUAAUUGUCUCAGAAAGGGGAAUAACACCUUGUCAAACAGACUUUUUAAACAUUUUUAUCAUUCAUGCUCUUCAGAAGAAAAUCAGUAUUGUGCAGCCUUCGGGAAUAGAGUCAGAUGUCCUAAGAAUUUACGGAUACUGUGCCUCAAGUUGCUAUUCACACAGACUGUUUUUUGAAAUGCAUGAAAAACAGCUGCGGCACGCCUUACAUGCCUACGUAAUAGAGUAUUUCCAAAAGUCACAAGGAACAGGAAUAUUUCUUUAUGGUCAUUUGAAAUUAAACUUGGGAGACAUGCAGAAAGAGAUACAUCAAACCUUGUCCUUGCUUCAGAAUCUGUGGCCAGAAGGAGCUGAUAUCAGAAGUGUUGUCUGCUCCAUUUCAUGCUCUGUGACACUAAAACUCUACAAAAAAAUGUUACAUAAGGCAGAAGACUGUGAAAACCUAAACAUAUGCACAGAGAAUCAUAACACACAGGACUUGAAGAAACCACCAACACUAAAGGAAGCAGCAGAUCUUUGCAGAAUGCUCUGCCUUACUGUGGUUCUCCUUCAACGUUUACCUCUGUUUCAAAGAACCAAGAGUAGAAUCAUUACUCAUGUUUGGGACAGCACACUUUCACCGUUUCUAAGAACGCUAAAGAAAUGUGAAUUUUUCAUCCUAAAACAAUUAGAGGCUAGAAAUAAUUGGAAUGUGAAUUUCACUGGCCUGCCUGACUUAACUGAUAAUAUUUUGUGGAAAAAUAUUGCUUAUUAUUAUGAAAUUGAAUACAGUCGAGGGCUAAAUUUGGAAUUGGGUGACACUUUAAUGCAAGAAUGUCUGAAGCUGUGGAACACAGUCUUACUAUUAUCAGGGGAUGGUGAUCUGGGAGGACUCAUACCCCUGAGGACAACGUCCAGACCAUUUCUCACACAGAAGCAAACAUCCCCUGGAGGUGCUGACAAUUUUUUAAAGUUGACCCCAUUUAGGAUAGAAAGCGAUUAG
This is a messenger RNA of Equus quagga, 1530 nucleotides long. Its product is annotated as probable ATP-dependent RNA helicase DDX60. Lineage: Eukaryota; Metazoa; Chordata; Mammalia; Perissodactyla; Equidae. Gene Ontology annotation, cellular component: cytoplasm. The transcript has 9 exons. The record is from RefSeq and is a predicted model, not a curated record. Bases 199 to 1530 code for a protein of 443 amino acids.